Scedosporium apiospermum is the source of this 1596-nucleotide messenger RNA. RefSeq lists its product as uncharacterized. The record is from RefSeq and is a predicted model, not a curated record. The transcript is spliced from 3 exons. NCBI's taxonomy places the organism in Eukaryota, Fungi, Ascomycota, Sordariomycetes, Microascales, Microascaceae. Bases 1 to 1596 code for a protein of 531 amino acids. Gene Ontology annotation, molecular function: O-methyltransferase activity.
AUGUCCGAAGUCCAGACACGACGGGCCGCAGAUCUAUUAGGCCCGGAGACUUUUGGAUCGCCCGAUAACGGGAUUUUCCUCGCUCAGCUCCCCAUCAUGUCUGCAACGCCAGCGGAUACGUCUGCGUCCAGACUCGGUCACAUACUUCGUGGUCUCGAGGCCUCUCUGCAGGCAUUCCACGGUCUUCUCACCGAGCCAACGAUAAAAGAAGAGCUUUUCAAAUCCCUGCACGAUGACACAGGUCUUCCAAACAAAGAGAUUUCGGCGGCAGCCGAGAAGGUUGUGGACCUCAUUGGUUUGGUUGAACAUCUCCUUGAACCGGCCCCUCUACGACUCGCGGAUCACUUUCUAGUUGCAGCGGUUGAUCUGAACAUCGCCGACCACUUGAGCCAAGGACCCUUAAAGCUUGACGACUUGGCUGCACUGGCUCAUGCCAAACCAGACAGGCUGAAACAGAUCCUGCGGUCUUUGCACACGAACAACAUAUUUGCCUACAAUGAGACGACCGACCAUUGGGCGAAUAACCACGUCUCGAAGCUCCUGCGAAGCGACCACUGGACACAGUGGCGCAAUUGGGUGGACUUGUAUGGCAAUGAGUUCUACAAAAUCGCUGGAGGCAUUCCAGAAGCCGUAAAAGCCGAUGGAGAGAAAAAGGACCGCUCCGCAGCGCAUAUAGUCUUCGACACCGACGAAGACAUGUUCACCUAUUUCCAGCGGCAGGGUUGGGUGCCGCGACUCCAUCGGACCCUCGGAGGCGGAGCCAAGGCCAUGGCCCCAGGAAUUUUGACCGAUUACCCAUGGCAGGAGCUCGCCGACACUACCGUGCUGGACAUCGGCGGCGGCGGAGGCGCACUGACCGCCUCACUACUGCGCGCCCACCCCACGAUCCGCGGUGCGAUAUUCGACCUUCCAGCUGUGAUCGACCACGUCGGACCGUUCUUUAAGCCCGAGGGCCAGUUUAGCGACGUAGGUUCCCGUGUCACGCAUCUAAUCCCCGGAAACUUCCUCGAAGAAAUACCAUCUUUCACAGCUUACACGAUCAAGUGGGUGCUGCACGACUGGAACGACGUGGACGCAGUGAAGAUACUCCGCAACGUAAGGACAGCCAUCGAAGAAGGACCGGGAAGCCGGCUCGUGAUUCUGGAAUCGGUGCUUUCGGGCCGCAGGAGCGGCAGACUCUCGGUGUAUGGCGAUAUCAACAUGAUGAUGACGGCCAACGGGCAGGAGCGAACGGAGAAGCAGUGGCGGGCCCUGGCGGCUGAGUCGGGGUGGAUGACGCAUAGCAUUCACUCGUUGCGGAAUGCGUGGGUGCAAGCAAUUGAUCUCAGGCCUGCUCCUUUGCCGAAAGAUAUCAAGGUUUGCGAUGGGGGCGCCGAGGGGACCGAAAUGGUGAACCGGGACGCAGAUACCGAGAUCACCAAGGCCGGCAGUAUUCAGGUGAUCAAGGAGGGAAAUGGGUUCAGAAAUGUUCGAGAGGAAAUUAGGGUCGAAAACGACAAGGCUGCUGAUAUUCACGAAGUCCAGGCCGGGGAAGAGAGUAAAACGGCCGGCAUCCCACGCGGACCCAACGGCGACAGUGGCGAAGUGCCCCGUUAA